AUGACCUUGUCAGUGUGUCUCCUUCGAGGUCACGGACACCAUCAGCCCAGCAAGCUCGUCCGUCUAUGCAAUGAAGUGGCUCUGUGUGGUUAUGGCUAUAAACGGGAUGGCAACCUCUUGAGACAUGCUACCCGGCGCUGGAAUCAGACGACAACGGCACAGCGAGCUCACCAUGAAGCUCAAGUCGAGAACAUCCGCAACAUUGGCAUCAUUGCCCACGUUGAUGCUGUAUGUGGCCUGGUCUUGGGCAAAACUACUACGACAGAGAGGAUGCUUUAUUACAGUGGUUCAACCAGGCACCUAGGAAACGUCGAUCAUGGUGAUACAGUCACUGACUUCCUCCCCAUGGAAAGGGAGAGAGGCAUCACUAUCCAGUCAGCCGCAGCAUCCUUCAACUGGCCUCGAGCUGAGGACUGCAGUCCAGGCGAGGAAGCCAAGACCAUCAACCUGAUCGACACCCCAGGCCAUCAGGAUUUCCAGUACGAAGUGCUACGGUGUAUGCCCGUGCUCGAUGGUGCGGUUUGUGUCAUGGACUCGGUGAAGGGUGUGGAGGCACACACAGAGCGAGUAUGGGCUGCCGCCCAGCAGUUCAAGAUCCCGCGGAUCAUCUUUGUGAACAAGCUUGACCGCGAGGGUGCGUCAUUCAGAAAGUCUGUGCUCGACAUUGCCACGAGGUUGAAGGCAUGGCCUCUGGUCUGCCAGAUCCCUUGGUGGGCUGGCGAUCAUUUUGUUGGGGUUAUCGAUGUCAUCAAGCGGGUAGGUCACAAGUGGUCGUCUAGCGGCACCAGAAAAACCUACAAUAAGGACGGUCUAAGGAGUGCUCUCGAGUCGGAGAACCCUUCGCUUAUGGAGGAAGUUGAGCUUGCACGGGAACAACUCAUCGAGAGACUAUGCGAGGUCGACGACGAGAUCGCCACCAAGUUCGCGGAUCAAGGAGCGAACCUGUCCGACGAGACCAUCAAGCUGAGCAUCCGCCGAGCCAUCAGCGAUGGCAAUGGCGUUGUUGCUCCAGUAUUCGCUGGGGCUAGCUUGAGGAACAUUGGUGUGGAGCCUCUUUUGGAUGGCGUUGUGGAGUAUUUACCCAGCCCUCAGGAGCGUCCGCCUGUGGAGGUCAAGACUUCACAGGGAACCCAAAAAAUGGAGGAGCUCAUCGCCAAGGAAGCAGUAAAGCUGAAGCAGAAGGGGGCAAACAUCGCGGUUGCAUCUGUUUUCAAGGUCAUCAGUGACCAUCACAGGGGUAUGCUGAGCUUCGUCCGCGUAUACCACGGCACCUUGCAACGGAACGCACAUAUGUGGAACUCGACACAGCGCCUCGAAGAGAAGCCGCUCGUCAUGAUGCAGAUUCUGGCCAACAAGCACAUCGACAUUCCUCACCUCAAGGUUGGUGGCAUCGGCGCUCUGGCAGGUCUGAAACAUGCACGUACCGGAGACACCCUCGUCAUAUCUCCCGAAAAAGCAACAGACACUCUCAUGAAGAGCAUACAAAUUCGCCCCGCCGUGAUUCCGCCUGCUGUCACGUUCAUCUCGAUUGAGCCUUUCUCCCAGACCCAUGAGGAGAAGCUGGAAAAGGUGCUUACCGAUGCGUCAAGAGAAGAUCCCAGCCUCCGGUGGUCAAAGGAUGAGAAGGCUGGCCACUACAUCCUGUCGGGGAUGGGCCUGCUGCAUCUCGAGGUUGCCAUUGACAACUUAAAGAAGCACAAAAUUGAUGCAUUGUUCGGCACCAUCCAGGUGGACUACAAAGAGUGCAUCUCAUCACAGACGCCGCCCGAGAACUAUGCGCUCGAUCGCCCGGUGGCUGGCAAGCAAGGAAAGACAUCGUGCACGGCUACAAUUGAGCCCAUAGACGCGGAGCAUCAACCGAGCAGCAAAGACUUUCAUCUGUCGAGUCUCGAGAAGGAUGGCAACGCAAUCCAUGUCAACAUAAUCCAUCCAGUCCAUGACCCGAAACAAUUCGACAUUGACACCAUCUGUCAUAAUCUCCAGAACGGGGCUAUUUCAGCCUUGUAUAGAGGACCAAGAAAGGGGUAUCCACUCCAUGGCUGCAACAUCGAGAUUAUCUUGGACUGCCAGAAGGACUACUUUGGUCUCGCAUCACCUGCGCACUAUCAACAAGCAGGAUAUCACGUUGUCCGUAAUUCGCUGAAGAAUGCCCACGACAGGCAGAUGAUUGGCCUUCUUGAGCCACUAAUGAAGGUUGACAUCGUGUGUCCCGAGUCGGUGGCUGCGCAGGUUAGGCACGAUCUCGCCUCGAGGCAUGGUGGGCAUGUCCUUGAAACAGAAGACCUGAACGAACGGGCAUCUGGUGAAGGCGAGAUCAACCUUGAGGAGGUGUAUGCACCACCGGACCCGUACGAGAGCAUCUCUACAUUGCGCGAGGAUAAGAAGGGCGCGACGCGGAUGCUCAAGCUUAAGGCCAAGGUGCCGCUGAAGGACAUGCUGGAUUAUGACCAACACUUGAGAAGCUUGACGGAAGGAAGACACUCCAUCCAAAUGGAACUGGACACAUUUGAGAGGGUCACAGGAAAUCGAGAAAAGCUACUCUGACCUGUUCUCAAGAUGUGAGGCGAACAGAAAGGAAGAAGAAAAAGAAAGAAAAAAUGAGGGGGGGGGGGGGGCAAGUUACAGCCAUAUUAAAAGUCUUGAAUCAGAUAGAUAUCUUAUUUUACUCUUUCGCU
Cryphonectria parasitica EP155 is the source of this 2675-nucleotide messenger RNA. RefSeq names its product P-loop containing nucleoside triphosphate hydrolase protein. Gene Ontology annotation, cellular component: mitochondrion. Gene Ontology annotation, molecular function: GTPase activity; GTP binding. The record is from RefSeq and is a predicted model, not a curated record. Lineage: Eukaryota; Fungi; Ascomycota; Sordariomycetes; Diaporthales; Cryphonectriaceae. The transcript is spliced from 4 exons. Gene Ontology annotation, biological process: ribosome disassembly; mitochondrial translation. The coding region runs from base 1 to 2544 and encodes 847 amino acids.